AUUCCUUUUAUUUUAUUUUUUAAUGUUUUUCAUUUAAUUGAUGUUUAGUUUUCUUUCAAUUUAGAUGUGGAUUGAUUGAUACUAUCUUUCCAACAUUUUCUUCUUCUCAAUGCUAUAUUACUGUUCUUAAAUAUAGAAGAAGAAAAAAAAGAAGCGAAGUUCAUAAUUUUGGCUAGACUUCAAUGGGCUUUCUGGGUUUUAUUUGUAAUCUUGGUUAUGGGAAUUUACUGGGUACUGCAGCCAGGGUUCUGCGUAAUCAGUUUCUGAAAAUCAGGAUGGGACUUUGCUGUUCUAAGCCUCGGAAUGAUGGUGAUGACUCUGAUCAUCAUGUUGAGUUUGCUGGUGGAAAUGUGCACCUCAUCACGACAAAACAAAGUUGGGAUGAAAAGCUGUCAGAAGCAAGCAGGGAUGGCAAGAUUGUGGUUGCAAACUUCAGUGCAUCAUGGUGUGGUCCUUGUAGAGUGAUUGCGACGUUCUACUCCGAGCUGUCUGAGAAAUACCCUGUCCUAAUGUUCCUAACCGUUGAUGUUGAUGAGCUAACUGAAUUCAGUACAACAUGGGAUAUCAAAGCCACUCCAACAUUCUUUUUCCUUAGAGAUGGGCAGCAAGUUGAGAAACUAGUAGGAGCCAACAAACCGGAGCUACAGAAGAAGGUAAUUGCGAUUGUAAAUUCAGUGGCGACAUCUCAGAAAUAGUUGUUUGGUGGUUGGGGUUCUUGUCUUCACAAGUGGCCAAGGAAUAGUCUUAUUCUUCUUGUUGGCAUUUUUGUGGGAUAAGUCUGUUUUCUUUGCCUUUAGAUUGUAAAUUAGUACAGAAGUGUCUUGUGUUUUUGAGGAUUGCAGGGGCUAAAACCAGGGUAUUGUUGGGAAUCAAUUUUUCAGAAAAUGGUGAUCCUGAAGUAUUCAGAUUCUUAGUUAAUUCACUAGCUUCUUUUUCCA
Camellia sinensis is the source of this 938-nucleotide messenger RNA. Its product is annotated as thioredoxin H-type. Lineage: Eukaryota; Viridiplantae; Streptophyta; Magnoliopsida; Ericales; Theaceae. The record is from RefSeq and is a predicted model, not a curated record.